This is a messenger RNA of Exophiala aquamarina CBS 119918, 576 nucleotides long. RefSeq lists its product as uncharacterized. Gene Ontology annotation, molecular function: protein binding. The transcript has a single exon. Lineage: Eukaryota; Fungi; Ascomycota; Eurotiomycetes; Chaetothyriales; Herpotrichiellaceae. The annotation marks the transcript as partial. The record is from RefSeq and is a predicted model, not a curated record.
CCCUCAACCACUGUCGACCCAGAGGCGGUGGCGCUUCCAGGUCUAGCAAGGCUGCCGCCGGAACUACUUCUGCAGAUCAUUCGGUAUCUACCCGUUGAGUCAGCUGCUGCGGUCGCCUUGAUAUCGAAAUAUCACUACCUGGCUUUGAAGCAGUAUGUUCUUCUUGGUCUUAGUGACAUAGCUGGUAAAAGGCGCUUUCUGCGUCUUUUUGAGGUGGAUCUGGCCGAGUAUAUCGCCUGUCACUGUUGUAGUAUACUCUAUCGAUGGAAGGCGUGUGCACCACGGUAUGAGUGUCCUCGACGAUAUCGCCGUGGGAUGUACCGCAUACACACACUUGGGCUAAAGUACUGCCCGCAGCACUAUCCUCGUGAGCUACCCCUCGAGACUGUCGCUGCAUUUUUGAGGGGAUACGAGCGAGGCCCUGCCUACGGCCCACAACUUCAAGAACUUCACCAUAAAUGCGAUGCCGCACUGCCGUGGCACCACUGGACCCCAGAUGUAUCGAGGGAUACGGCGGCGCGGGUCGUCCAUGGGAAGCUGCUACUUCGAACAUCCUAUAGUUUGCAAGUGUCGUUG